Messenger RNA from Brenthis ino (lesser marbled fritillary), 1014 nucleotides. The record is from the annotation of a GenBank genome assembly. Lineage: Eukaryota; Metazoa; Arthropoda; Insecta; Lepidoptera; Nymphalidae.
AUGACUGCUACUGCAUCGGCAACGACUGCUACUAUUGACGAAGAUCUAGAUGAAUGUGGACCUCAGCUGAUUAGUAAAUUAGAAGGUAAUGGAAUUACGUCUGGUGAUAUUAAAAAAUUAGAAGAAGCAGGAUACCAUACUGUAGAAUCUGUAGCAUAUGCUCCAAAAAAAUGGUUGAUAACAAUUAAAGGCAUUUCUGAAGCCAAAGCUGAUAAAAUUCUUUCAGAAGCUUCAAAACUUGUACCUAUGGGAUUUACUACUGCUACAGAAUUUCACCAAAAAAGAGCUGAGAUAAUCCAGCUUACAACUGGUUCAAAAGAAUUAGACAGACUGCUUGGUGGGGGCAUAGAGACAGGUUCAAUUACUGAGAUUUUUGGUGAAUUUCGCACAGGGAAAACACAAUUGUGUCACACCCUUGCAGUGACAUGUCAGUUACCAAUAGAGCAAUCAGGUGGUGAAGGCAAAUGUAUGUAUAUAGACACAGAAGGCACUUUCCGUCCAGAGCGAUUAUUGGCUGUUGCGCAGAGAUAUGGCAUGGAGGGAGCAGCGGUAUUAGACAAUGUAGCUUAUGCUAGAGCUUAUAAUACAGAUCAUCAAACACAAUUGCUAGUACAAGCAUGUGCCAUGAUGGCUGAAUCUCGAUAUUCCUUAUUAAUAGUUGACAGUGCAACAGCAUUAUACAGAACAGACUACUCUGGUAGAGGUGAACUGAACUCAAGACAACUACAUCUCGGAAGAUUUAUGAGAAUGUUAUUGAGGCUAGCUGAUGAGUUUGGCGUAGCAGUAAUAAUAACAAAUCAAGUGGUCGCGCAAGUGGAUGCAGUGGGUGUGUUUAAUGCUGAUACAAAAAAGCCUAUCGGUGGGCAUAUAAUGGCGCAUGCGUCCACCACUCGUCUUUACUUGCGGAAAGGCCGGGGAGAUAACCGUGUGUGCAAGAUAUAUGACAGUCCCUGUCUGCCGGAGACAGAAGCCAUGUUUGCUAUCAGCACUGAAGGUAUCACCGAUGCUAAGGAA